Molecule: messenger RNA, 1614 nt
Organism: Penicillium oxalicum
Lineage: Eukaryota; Fungi; Ascomycota; Eurotiomycetes; Eurotiales; Aspergillaceae
Exons: 7
Coding region: 1-1614 (537 amino acids)
Biological process (GO): transmembrane transport
Cellular component (GO): membrane
Molecular function (GO): transmembrane transporter activity
Source: RefSeq, a predicted model, not a curated record
AUGGACGCUUUUCUUGGCCACAAAGCAGAUGCCGCGCACGCAGAACAGAGUGGCGAUGAGGCCGUUUCCUUCGAUGGCCAUCCUUCCUUGACUGGGACCAGCGAUGUCGCCAUCUCGAGUCGUGCGACACCCUUUGAGCGCAAAGCUGCGCUGAUCAAUCGAGAGAUCGACAAAUUUGGUUUUGGGAGGUACCAGCAGUGUAUCUGGACCUUAUGCGGCUUUGGCUAUUUUCUCGAUCUCGCGUGGGCGCAAGGGGUUGGCCUGAUGGCGUCAGCCGUUUUUCAAGAAAUGGGUGUCCCUGCCGACCGGCAGGGUCUAAUUUUCACUUGCUCCAACGCCGGUCUCGCAGUUGGUGCCUUCACAUUCGGUAUUGUCACAGAUAUCAUCGGCCGCAAGUGGGCAUUUAAUCUCACCUGCCUGAUCACAUCGAUCUUUGGCAUGUUGCUGGCCGCAGUCAAGUACAAUUAUGCUGCCAUUUGCGCAGUCUACUUCUUGUCAUGCAUUGGGCUCGGCGGUAACAUUCCCAUCGAUGCCGCAAUCGCUUUAGAGUUUCUGCCUCAAAACCGCCGCUACUUAGUCUCCCUGUUGGGCAUGUGGCAACCGAUUGGGGUCGUGGUAGCAUCAGCGAUCGCAUUUGGCACCGCGGCCAAGUAUCGGUGCGAUGUGAAUCUCCCCGCUUGUAAUGCACCGGGCCUCGGCUCCGGGGAGGCAUGCUGCACCGUGUCCAGCAAUAUGGGUUGGCGAUACGAAGUGAUCAUUAUCGGUGUGAUCACCCUCAUGGUGUUCAUCGUUCGUUACUUUAUUUUCUCUUUCCACGAGUCGCCCAAGUUUCUCAUCAGUAAAGGACGGGACGAAGAUGCCAUCGAGGUCCUUCACCAAAUCGCCAAAUUCAACAAGGCCCCAAUGCCGACCCUCAGUAUUGAGGAAUUUGAGAUUAUCGACGCCGAUGCGGAGCUUCAUCAACGUACAGGCAUCGUCAAAAAGAACGUGGUCCAGAAGGUCACUUUCAUGCGUGGAUUAUUCAUGGACAAGAUCCAAUGCAUCAGCUUUUUCCUACUAGCCGUUGCCUACAUGGGUGACUAUUGGUCCUUCACUCUGGCGGGGUCUUUCUUGCCCAUUGUCCUUCUUCGAAACAAUAUCGGCAGCGGUAUCGACGUGACCGAGACUUAUCGUCAAUACAUCUACAUUUAUCUUCCGGGUAUCAUUGGCGCAAUCUUCGCCGUCUUCUCUGUUCAGCUCCCUCUUAUCGGACGAAAGUGGUCUCUAGUGAUCUCUGCUCUCUUGCAGGGCGUCUCCAUGGCCAUGUAUACACAAGUGAGAAACACGGCAGGUUACGUGGGUCUCAACGCACUGGAGUACAUAAUGCAAACGUACUUCAACGCCGUGCUUUACGCUUCAGCACCCGAGAUCUUCCAUACGACUUAUCGAGCCAGCGCAAGCGGCAUGCUCUCGUGCAUGGGGCGCAUUGCGGGUAUUGUCGCACCCAUUGCCGGCCAAUCGCUCAUUGCGAAGGGAACAUCAGGUGUGCUGUGGUUGGGAGCCGGCGGGAUCUGGCUCUCCGCAGUGCUGAUGUGUUUCCUGCCCGUUGAGAUGCGAUCAAGACAGAUGUUUUAG